Molecule: messenger RNA, 1110 nt
Organism: Diachasma alloeum
Lineage: Eukaryota; Metazoa; Arthropoda; Insecta; Hymenoptera; Braconidae
Product: DNA-binding protein D-ETS-6
Exons: 4
Coding region: 1-1098 (365 amino acids)
Biological process (GO): cell differentiation; regulation of transcription by RNA polymerase II
Cellular component (GO): nucleus
Molecular function (GO): sequence-specific DNA binding; DNA-binding transcription factor activity, RNA polymerase II-specific
Source: RefSeq, a predicted model, not a curated record
AUGGGUCCAAUCGUCGCUGAUUUUUGUGGCGAGAGGAGUGCAUUCAGUGAUAGUUUGGAGUGGCCAGAGUACCUGAGCAGGUAUGGAUGGGAUUUUGGUGUGAAUAUGGAGACUGAUAUCGGUGAUUAUUUGGAGAUCGAUGGGGGCAUGGAGACUAGCGACGAUGAGGGGGGCGAUGAUGGGGAGAAGUGCAGUGAAGUGCAAUCGGCGAAUCGCGGGGAGGUGACGGCCGAUAAGCCGAGUCAUUGUGAUGCGGAAGGGAGUAAGGAGGAUCGGGUUAUGGUACCAACAAAUCCGUCGGACUGGAAUGCUAACCACGUGGCAGCCUGGUUGUCCUGGUGCGGACGUGCCUUCUCGAUAAAUCCUCUACCCUCAGCGAAUGAAUUGCCGGAAACCGGGAAAGCUCUUCUUGAAAUCUCUUCCGAGUCUUGGAAACGAAUACCGGGGGGCCAGAUAUUGGCCCGGCAUCUUGGCUAUUUGCACCUUCAGGCAACUGGAAUUUAUUGUCAGGAUCUACUGCAGGAGGAUAAACGACAGGAUGAAAGGUUCAGCCUCCUCCAGCGGACCUGUACGCUGAUUGGCUCAUCUAGUGGCAGCGCUAACACGGGGGCGGUCGGUGGCGGACAAGUACAGCUAUGGCAAUUCCUCCUCGAGCUACUCUCGGAUUCGUCCAAUUCCACUUGUAUUGCGUGGGAGGGUACGAAUGGUGAAUUCAAGCUCACUGAUCCGGAUGAGGUUGCACGCAGAUGGGGUGAACGCAAGAGUAAACCAAAUAUGAAUUAUGAUAAACUCUCCAGAGCGCUCAGAUACUAUUACGACAAAAACAUAAUGACAAAAGUUCAUGGCAAACGUUACGCCUACAAAUUCGAUUUUCACGGACUGAUGGUGGCCUGUCAGGCACAGGCCGGCAUCACUCUCGACUCGUCCACACCUCUCCGCGGCUCGGCAUCCUGUCACUCUCAUCAUCACCUGUGUGUACCUGCCUCGUCAACUGCCGACAUUAGGCCGCCUCCCCCUGGUCCCUCAUUAGGACCGCGGACAGCGCAACCAUCACCUCCGUACUGCUGGCCAUAUCCACGGUAUCCGUCAUCGACAUGAGGACAUUUUCAA